Molecule: messenger RNA, 639 nt
Organism: Podospora anserina S mat+
Lineage: Eukaryota; Fungi; Ascomycota; Sordariomycetes; Sordariales; Podosporaceae
Exons: 2
Coding region: 1-639 (212 amino acids)
Molecular function (GO): protein binding
Source: RefSeq, a predicted model, not a curated record
AUGUUCCACAUCCGCCGCCGCCGCAACGUUCUGCAGGACAACCUGGGCUCCACACCGCCGCCGAACCGGAAACCCACAUUGACGUCUUCCGGACCCAACUCCACUUCCGGCCCGGCGGCCGAUUACGAACUGCCUCAUCAUGAUGAUUCCGGCGCUCAACCAAAAAGGGGCUUUUCCCAACUGCCACCAGAGAUCCAUCUGAUAAUCACACAACAUCUCAUCUAUCCUGAUGCCCUAUCCCUCAAGCACACCUCUCGCUAUUUUUACCAGCUCGUCGAUACCGGCGUGAAACUGAAGGUUGAUUGGCUCAUGGAGAGGAGGAAGCUGCAUCUGGAAUGCCCGAGUAAUCAGCGAUGUGAUUUGGGGAGUGACUUGCGGUUUUGUAGGGGGAGCGUAAAGUUAUUGAUGCAACGAAGAAGAGAGCAUAUCGAGUGUGAAUCACGACCUGGUUUAGGCUGUCUAAUUUACGGCACAGAGACCUGUCCCCAUGCGAGGAAGCUCAAGACCAAAAUCAAGAGGUGGUUGAGGGGCCCGGUGACGUUGGAGAUGAGAUGGGUCUUGUUGGUUAUUGGUGUUGCUUUGCUGCCGUUGAUCAUAAUGGGUUGGGUUUGGUUGAUGGAGAGCUUUGUUUGGAAUUGA